AUGGCGACACCGACGCACUUGAAGCUCAACACUGGAGACUCGAUUCCAGCAGUCGGCCUAGGAACCUGGCAAGCUGCAGAGGGCGAGGUCGCGCGUGCGGUCCAGCACGCUCUGCAGAAUGGCUACACACACUUGGACUGCGCACUGAUUUACCAAAAUGAAAAGGAGAUCGGCGAGGCUAUCAAGGCGUCUGGUGUCCCCCGCAAGGAUAUUUUCAUCACGAGCAAGGUCUGGAACACCUACCAUUCCAACGUCGCCGAGAGCUUGGAGCAGAGUCUGCGAGAUCUCCAGACGGAUUACUUGGAUCUUUACCUGAUCCAUUGGCCAGUCCGUCUUGUCCCGUCUGCUGCUGAGCCGCUGUUCCCCAAAAACCCCGACGGAUCCCGCGCGGUAGACCGCUCCUGGGACCAGAAGGAGACCUGGAAGCAGAUGGAGGCCCUCUAUCGCUCCGGCAAGGUCAAAGCCAUUGGCGUCUCCAACUUUAGCAUUCCCUAUCUGGAGGAUCUCGCCACCAUCUGGACCGUCGUCCCAGCAGUCAACCAGGUCGAGUUGCACCCUUAUAACCCGCAGCACAAGUUGAAGGAAUGGUGCAACAGCCGUGGUAUCCUUCUCGAGGCCUACUGCCCUCUCGGCUCUACCGGCGCGCCCCUGCUCUCAGACGAGACGGUGACGGAACUGGCCGCAAAGCACGGCGUCUCGCCCGCCACCAUCCUGAUAUCCUACCACGUCAACAAGGGAUCCGUCGUCCUGCCCAAGUCCGUCACGCCCAGCCGCAUCACCGACAACUUGAAGGCCAUUUCCCUCUCAAAGGAGGACGUCGCCGCGUUGGAUGCGCUGGCCGCGAAUGGAAAGCAGAAGCGAAUCAACACUCCCCUCUGGGGGCAUGACCUUGGAUUUGAGGACUGGUACGGACCUAAUAAAUAG
This is a messenger RNA of Cordyceps fumosorosea ARSEF 2679, 924 nucleotides long. Its product is annotated as glycerol dehydrogenase. The record is from RefSeq and is a predicted model, not a curated record. The transcript has 8 exons. Lineage: Eukaryota; Fungi; Ascomycota; Sordariomycetes; Hypocreales; Cordycipitaceae. Gene Ontology annotation, cellular component: cytosol. The coding region runs from base 1 to 924 and encodes 307 amino acids. Gene Ontology annotation, molecular function: aldose reductase (NADPH) activity.